Messenger RNA from Etheostoma cragini (Arkansas darter), 2043 nucleotides. Its product is annotated as twist-related protein 2-like. The transcript is spliced from 2 exons. The record is from RefSeq and is a predicted model, not a curated record. Gene Ontology annotation, biological process: developmental process; regulation of transcription by RNA polymerase II. Bases 271 to 843 code for a protein of 190 amino acids. Gene Ontology annotation, molecular function: protein dimerization activity; RNA polymerase II transcription regulatory region sequence-specific DNA binding; DNA-binding transcription factor activity, RNA polymerase II-specific. Lineage: Eukaryota; Metazoa; Chordata; Actinopteri; Perciformes; Percidae.
AGGUGGACCUGCCUGUCAGAUGGUUUGUUGUUGUUCUGUCUGCCAGGUUGAGAGGGGGAAUGUGAAAGUGAGAAAUUUAACAAGGUAACCAGGAAACAGGGCAGCCACAGCCACGUCCAAUCCGAUGGAGCUUCAGAAGCCGUAACUUUCUUUGACAAGAGAGAAAACUUUUGUUAAACAAGCUUGUCAAGUUCAGGUUUGUUGUCGCUUGAAAAAGAACAGCGUCUUUCCUUUGCAGUGGAGGCUGAAAGGUUGUUUGUGGACGGUACAAUGAGAGAAGAGGUGUCCUGCACCAACUCCCCCGAAGGAGGUCUAGGCGCAAGCGAAGAAGAACUGGAAAGAGGAUCGAAGAAGACCCUUCAAACAGGAAAUCGAAAACGUUCACCUUACCCCAAGAAGGACAGUCUCUGUCAGUCAGAGGAGAGCAGCACCGGCAGCCCCACCAGCCUGCUGCCGUCUGUUCCGAAGAAGGUGAAGAAAAGCCCUUCGACAGUUGUGUCGUUGGGCCCCACGUCGCUGGGCCCCAGGCUGGAUCAACCCUUCGAGGACCUCCACUCUCAGCGCGUCAUCGCCAACGUGCGGGAGCGUCAACGCACUCAGUCCCUGAAUGAUGCCUUCGCCUCGCUACGCAAAAUCAUCCCCACGCUACCUUCAGACAAGCUGAGCAAGAUCCAGAUCCUGAAGCUGGCCUCACGCUACAUUGACUUCCUCUACCAGGUGCUGCAGAGCGACGAGAUGGACGCCAAGCUGGCCAGCUGCAACUACCUGGCCCAUGAAAGACUGAGCUACGCCUUCUCCGUCUGGAGGAUGGAGGGGGCCUGGGCCAUGUCCGCCAGCCACUAGGAUCCCAUCGAACUUCUCUCCUAAACCCUCUUGUUUCCACAUCUCCACCCCGCUGCCUGUGUCUGUGUUUGCCCCCAUUUUCUGACCUCUGAUUUCUUCCCCUUUUGGGCUGAUCCUAACCUUUUCAUCUAAAAUCUUUCCAAACAUUCCUGCUCUAUCUAUAUGCUCUAUAAUGGUUCACUCCAUCGCUACACCAUUAAUAACAUUCAGAGUCUGAUCUUUGCAACUAAAACCUCUCACUGUUCCCCUCCAUUGUUUCCACCUCCACUGCUCCCCCUUGUCUUUCCUACAGUUUAGUCCAGUGCAACAAGACGUUCCACUAAAGCCCCUCAGAAAACCAACAAAUGGAAAAUUCUCCACACUCAAAGAAGAAAUCUUUUCCUUCCUCCCGAGACAAGACCCAUUUUCUAUAUUUUUUUAAUCUUUCAAAAAACCUUUUUCUCUUUUUCUGGACACAUGCUUGACUCAUGACACUGAGAUGCACUCUUGCAGCUUGACUCUAACAGUCCAGUGUUUCAGAAACACUGGUGAGGACAUGAUAGUCAAGUGCUGAACAUUUGGAAUGAUGAAAACAAGGGGAAAAAAACAACAGCUGGCCUGCGUUGACAAUGAAACAAAAUGGCUGCUGGUUUGAGUGCCUUGGGUAACACCGUGAUAACCAUCAUCCACCUGACUCUUCACAUCGGAUGACUCACUGCCAGACGGACUUUAAGAUGACUCAUGAUAAUGGCACAGUGAUGGUUAGAGGGCGGUCACAGCCAAUGAAUGUUUACAGCUAAAAUGCUAAUAAGCUAAUCGCUCUGGCUCUCAAAGCCCAGUCUUGUGGGAAAAAGAGGAGCAUGAGGAUUCUGACGCAGAUCUUCUACUUUGUUGUGCUAUAACAACUGGAUAGCUUUCUGUGUAUUUUUUUUUUCUAAGUGUAUCUGUUUGUGAAUUCGAUAUAUGCACUCUGUCUUACUUUGACUCUGCUCAUGCAUUACACUUGGCUUUAAUGAAAAAUGCCCAUGGGAAAAUGUCUUAAACCACUGUUCACAUUUUAGCCACUAUUACACUUCUGUUUAUUUUCACUGUAGCUUUUCUGUUAUUUGUGAGCUUUGCAGAAAGUAGUAUUUUAAAAUGCAAGACAAUCUGAUAAAUGUCAAUUUCCUGCAGCUUUAUGAAAUAUCUUUGCAAACUUGUGUUUCUCGCAAUAAUGCAAAA